AUGGAGGAGUGGGAUCAUCAUCUUGUGGUGUUUGUAGGGAAGGGUGUACAGGAUUACUGUACUGUCAGCAGUGUGUGUGGAAAACAGGAAAUGUGUGCUGUGGGGCUUGGCAAGAAAUGGAAGCAGCUGUCGCGACUACAGCGAAGCGUAAUUCUCUUCCUGUUUGCCUUCUUGGCAGUUUGUGGAGUCAUUUCAUACACAAGCAUUGGGGAACCGUGGAAAAGUCUAACAAACAAAUCAUUGGAUGAUCUGAGAACAGAACCAGAAAUUCCUGGAUUAAAGCUGGCAAAUCCAGCCGUUCUGCCAGCACCCCAGAAAGCAGACAUCAACCUUGGAGACUACCCAGAGCUUUCACCGCAGAAGCCGCCAAAACCGCCUCAUGUUCGGCGUGGUCCUUCUAAUCUUCAGAUCAAGCCACCACGGAGGGAUGUGAGGCUGAAGACCCGACAUGAUACCAUCAGGGUUGUAGAAGAGCCGCUCCAGGCUGAUAAAGAAGAGAAAACGGAGAAAUCCAUUAUCAGCUGGAGAGGAGCAGUGAUAGAACCUGACCAAAGCACUGAGCCUCCGUCUAGUAAAAUAAAGGAACCAGAAAAACCUUCAUCUGUGGAAGCUGAAGACCAGAAGGAACCAGUGCCCAUAAACGAACGUCAGAUGGCUGUGAUAGAAGCAUUCCGCCAUGCCUGGAAAGGAUACAAGGAUUUUGCCUGGGGCCAUGAUGAGCUGAAGCCUUUGUCCAAGUCCUAUAGCGAGUGGUUUGGACUUGGGCUUACCUUAAUUGAUGCCUUGGAUACCAUGUGGAUUUUAGGCUUAAAAGAAGAGUUUGAAGAAGCAAGAAAAUGGGUAGCAAACGAUUUAGUAUUUGAUAAAAAUGUGGACGUGAACCUCUUUGAGAGCACUAUUCGUAUCCUGGGGGGCUUGCUGAGCACCUACCAUCUCUCUGGAGAUAGCCUCUUCCUGGAAAAAGCUAAAGACAUUGGGAACAGGCUUAUGCCAGCAUUCAAGACCCCCUCCAAGAUACCAUAUUCUGAUGUCAACAUUGGCCGGGGCACUGCGCAUCCGCCUCGUUGGACAUCUGACAGCACUGUGGCAGAGGUGACCAGUAUUCAGCUGGAGUUUAGGGAGCUCUCUCGUCUCACUGGAGAUGAGAAAUUCCAGAAAGCUGUAGAUGAGGUGAUGAAGCAUGUUCACACCCUCUCAGGGAAAAAUGAUGGACUAGUGCCUAUGUUCAUAAACACCAAUAGUGGGCAGUUCACUCACUUGGGUGUCUAUACUCUGGGAGCCAGAGCUGACAGCUACUAUGAGUAUUUACUCAAGCAAUGGAUUCAGGGUGGGAAAAAAGAAAAUGAACUCUUGGAAGACUAUAUGAGAGCCAUAGAAGGAGUAAAAAAGCAUCUUCUUCAGCAAUCACAACCCAAGAAGCUUACUUUUGUAGGAGAGCUUGCUCAUGGCCAUUUCAGUGCCAAGAUGGAUCACUUGGUUUGCUUUUUGCCUGGUACUUUGGCACUGGGAGCUCACAAUGGAUUGACUGCUGAUCAUAUGAAAUUGGCUGAAGCUCUUAUAGAAACCUGUUACCAGAUGUAUGCUCAAGUAGAAACAGGCCUGAGUCCGGAGAUCGUACACUUCAAUCUUCAUGCACAAAAGGGCUACAAAGAUGUGGAAAUCAAGCCUGCAGACAGGCACAACUUACUGCGACCAGAAACUGUGGAAAGCCUUUUUUAUAUGUACAGAUUCACUGGUGAUAAGAAAUACCAGGACUGGGGCUGGGAAAUCUUGCAGAACUUCAAUAAGUACACACGGGUUCCUACGGGUGGAUAUACUUCCAUUAACAAUGUCCAGAAUCCCAGUAAUCCAGAACCACGAGAUAAGAUGGAGAGCUUCUUCCUUGGGGAAACACUCAAAUACAUGUUUCUGCUGUUUUCAGAUGACAUAGACUUAAUCAACCUUGACAAAUACGUAUUUAACACAGAAGCUCAUCCGCUCCCUAUCUGGGUGCCAGCAUAGACUGGGUGUCAGUAGGCCUUCCAAUGGUGGCAUUUUUAUCUUCAAGUCACUUUAACUUUUCAGGGUUUGAGGAGAGAUGCUAUAUUGCACCUUUUUUGGCUUAAAACAAACAAACAAAACCUUUGGGAAAGCAUCUCUGGUUUGGAGAAGUCAUGUUAGUCUUAAAUCUAAUCCCUGGUUUUGGGAUGGACAAGCUGUGCCAUACUAAGCUGUUUUUCCUGGUAUUGAUGAUGAGGUUCAGAGAAUAAUUGUAGUGUGGACCA
Molecule: messenger RNA, 2264 nt
Organism: Cariama cristata (Red-legged seriema)
Lineage: Eukaryota; Metazoa; Chordata; Aves; Cariamiformes; Cariamidae
Gene: MAN1B1
Product: mannosidase, alpha, class 1B, member 1
Exons: 13
Coding region: 1-2001 (666 amino acids)
Biological process (GO): carbohydrate metabolic process; N-glycan processing
Cellular component (GO): endoplasmic reticulum; membrane
Molecular function (GO): mannosyl-oligosaccharide 1,2-alpha-mannosidase activity; calcium ion binding
Source: RefSeq, a predicted model, not a curated record